Fonsecaea nubica is the source of this 891-nucleotide messenger RNA. RefSeq lists its product as hypothetical. Gene Ontology annotation, molecular function: methyltransferase activity. The coding region runs from base 1 to 891 and encodes 296 amino acids. The transcript has a single exon. The record is from RefSeq and is a predicted model, not a curated record. NCBI's taxonomy places the organism in Eukaryota, Fungi, Ascomycota, Eurotiomycetes, Chaetothyriales, Herpotrichiellaceae.
AUGGCCACUGAUGACGGACACGCGGUAUAUAAAAUGUUCAACGAUGCAAACUUCACCAAGGUAUAUGCGGAGAGUGCCGAGAAGAUGACCGGGCACUUUGCCGAUCUGCUCAUCAAACAAUCAAAGUUGGACGAAGUGUCUGAGAAUGAGGAGUUGGUAGUGCUGGACCAGGCUUGUGGGACGGGAAUUGUCUCGGAGCACCUAGUCAAAAUGUUGAAUAACAAGCAAAGAGCCGACCUGGACCUCACCUGCGCAGAUUUCUCGGACACUAUGAUCGAAUUCGUUGGUCCGCGGAUUCGUGGGUUCGGGGUCAAAAGUGCCCAUGCCGUCAAAGCAGAUGUCAUGGACACCAAACUCCCCAGCAACAAAUUUAGCCAUGUUUUUCUCAACUUUGGACCCAUGAUUUUCUCAGACUGGAAGGUCGGCAUGACCGAAACCCACCGCAUUUUGCAGCCUGGCGGCACUUUGGCCAUGUCUUCAUGGAUGGUACUCGGCUGGUACGACGAUGUGAAAGAUGCCUUUGCCACAGAUCCAGAAAUCCCCUCGUUCCCGUCAAUAAAGCAACUUUGUGAGCUAAUCAACUCGGAUGGGCGAUGGAGUGAGGUGGACUGGAUUCGAGACAAUGUGGCACAAAUUGGGUUUGUUGAUGUGGAUGUGCGAGAGGCGCCCCAUACCAGCAUAUUAAGUGGCGUUGACCAGUUCACCCGCUUGAUGACUGGCAUGGUGGGUUUGGUGCAGCAAAAGACAUGGACCGCGGAGGAACUGGAGAAAUACAGAGACAGGGCGACGAAUGCUGUGGUGUCCUACAUGAGACAAAAGUACGGUGACGGGGAGAUCAAGUGGGACUGGGUCGCCAUUCUGACUACUGCCAGGAAGGCUGGGCCAGCAUGA